GAACAGUCCAAAUUUGAAGUUCCCUUUGUGGUUACGUCACGUCGAUGACAAAUCUCGUCCACAACAUUUUUGUCCUUUUACGGCAGUUACCAAAUUCUCGACCAAAUGUCGAAAAAUUUCACGAAUUAUGUUGAUUAAACAUCCGAAACCGGCAUCUAGAAAGUGGCUGAAGAAAGGAGCAGUAGCACUAUUCGUUUUCGAGGGUGCUUGUUUCGCUGGAAGUUAUUUUUUGUGGCAUAGAGCGAAUACAGAUAGAGAUUUCAGAAAGCAUCUAAAGGACAAUUAUCCGUUUUUGCUCGAGUACUAUUACAAGGCAGGCGAGUUACUGAACUCCCAGAGUAAUACCCGACAAGUGGACCAGAGCUAUUGGGGACAAGAGUAA
Messenger RNA from Acanthoscelides obtectus, 382 nucleotides. NCBI's taxonomy places the organism in Eukaryota, Metazoa, Arthropoda, Insecta, Coleoptera, Chrysomelidae. The record is from the annotation of a GenBank genome assembly.